This is a messenger RNA of Pantherophis guttatus, 5157 nucleotides long. It is a transcript of the gene SLC30A10, whose product is annotated as solute carrier family 30 member 10. Gene Ontology annotation, molecular function: zinc ion transmembrane transporter activity. Gene Ontology annotation, biological process: intracellular zinc ion homeostasis; manganese ion transport; zinc ion transmembrane transport. The record is from RefSeq and is a predicted model, not a curated record. Gene Ontology annotation, cellular component: membrane. NCBI's taxonomy places the organism in Eukaryota, Metazoa, Chordata, Lepidosauria, Squamata, Colubridae.
AAUUUAAGACGGUAGCGAAGAGCGGCGGUUCCAGCUCUCCUCAUGGGGCGCUACACGGGCAAGACGUGCCGUCUGAUCUUCAUGCUAGUAAUGACAGCGAGCUUUUUCGUGACCGAGCUGGUGUCGGGCUACGUGGGCAACUCGAUCGCGCUGGUCUCCGACUCCUUCACCAUGCUCUCCGACGUGCUCGCUCUGUGCGUGGGCAUCGUCACAGGACGCCUGUCUCACCAACGCCGACGCCGUCCCGGCGCCUCUUACGGCUCCGGACGGGCCGAGGUGGUGGGCGCCCUCUGCAACGCCGUCUUCCUGGCCGCCCUCUAUUUCACCAUCCUGAUGGAAGCGCUGCAGCGCCUGGCGAAGCCCGAGGCCCUCAGCAACGCCACGCUCAUCCUCGUGGUAGGCACGAUCGGCCUGGCCAUCAACGUCGUGGGACUCCUCGUCUUCCAGGACUGGGCCUGCUGCUGCGGUCGACGGUCGCCGCCCCCGCCCUAUCUUAGCUCCGAGGACGAGAGCCCAAGCCGAACCGUCGCUAGCAGCUCGAUCGCCUUAAAGGGGAUGGUGGAAAUGAGCGGCAGCGCCGCUGAGCCCCGCCCGAAAGCAGGUGAUUCUGCGGAUACCCAGAAAAAACCUGAAGAGGAUAAGAAACAGAAAACAGAAAAAAAGUCCGAAGCCUUGAACAUCAGAGGUGUUCUUUUGCAUGUGAUGGGAGAUGCUCUUGGCUCAGUUAUUGUUGUAGUUGCUGCUUCCAUAUUCUACAUACUUCCUCUGGAUGAGAACACACCUUGUAACUGGCAGUGUUACAUUGAUCCAAGCCUGACCAUUGUUAUGGUGUUUAUCAUACUGUCUUCAGCCUUUCCACUUAUCAAGGAGACGGCAACCAUUUUGUUGCAAAUGGUCCCCCAAAAUGUGAAUAUGCAAAUAUUGGCAAACAAAUUAUUGGAAGUGCCAGGCGUUAGCAGCAUUCAUGAGCUGCAUAUCUGGGAAUUUAUCAAGGGGAAGAACAUUGCCACAGUCCAUGUCAAGUGUCACUCUACUUCUGACUACCCCGUUGCUUCCUACAAAAUGAGGGAGGUGUUCCAUGAAGAAGGGAUCCAUUCAGUGACCAUCCAACCAGAGUACCUAGACCAUGAUUGUCCUAAGGUCCUGUGCAGUACGCCAUGUAUCUCCAGAUCCUGUGAUCCUCAAUUGUGCUGCAACCAGAAAGAUGCUCUUCUUUCUCAGAUGAAUGGUUACAGUGAAACAAUAGGCAGCUUUUCUCCAUCACUGAAGAAGGUCUUCCAAAAAAAAGAUGCCAUAGAAAUUCCUGUUGAACCUACGUGGGCUGAAGACGUAGUCAAAAAGAACAGUUGCUCCAAGGACAGUUAUAAAGAAAAAAGUGAAACAAUGCCACAAAUAAAUAACACUAAAUUUUAGACUUUGGGGUAAAUAUAUUCUAAAUUCUUUUGUCUCAAAAAAAAGUUGGGGAGCUUCCUUAUACAAAGCUUCCUUUGGUUGAAAAAGAAGUAGCUGUUGGCAAGUGUUUGCCAUGUUUCUGGAAGGUAGCAGUUGAAAGUUGAAUGCCAAGUUGAAUACCAAGUACUACAACUAAAACAGAUGCCAUUGGUUUCUUCUAAGGUCUAGUUGAAAUGGGCAGCCAUUUUCUUAAUGUUGGGCAAAUAAGCAAUGCCAACCCUAUUUGCUACCCUGCUCUGCGAAGAGAAACGGAUAAAGCAUUUAUUCAAUGAGUAGAGGUGUCUUCUGCUCAGAUCACUCUUCAAACCUUGUCUUAAUUGUUAGUGGAGGCAUCUUUCAGAUGCAAAUAGAAAUCUCAAGAAGGUUGAGAUUUCCGUCUGGUUUAAUGUAUUAAUUAGGAUGCAGAUUGCAAGCCAUACUCCUUUAUGAUUGUCCUAGCUUAUGGCAUAUCUUUAUUUUUCACUGAACUUUGUUUUUCUGUUUACUUGAGAUAAAUGAAAAGGAGAAAAGUGAGGAAAUAGGCCCAGUGGGUGUAGGAAUAAAAGAGUUAAAUCAGCAAAAGAACCAGUCACCCUUUUGUGCUUCACAAAUAAAGAACUAUAUUCUUAACUGAAAUAUGAAUGGAGAUAUUCAAAAUAUUUUAUUUUCUCCCCUUACUAGGUCUUUACAUUUUCCUCAUAUUCCAGUAAUUAUAAAAUGCUGAAAUAUUUUUUAGAAAAAAAUUGAAAUAAUUUAUUGAAUUAUAUGCCAUGAGAGAUAAAAUGUGAAUUUUUCAAUGUGCACUUACGUCAUUUGUAUUAAAUUAGCAAAGAAGUAAAGCUGCGAGAACUAAGGAUUUUCAUUUGUCUUAGGCAGGGUAGAACAUACCUCUGAGUUUGUUUUAAUAGAGUAAUUCUAUGGGUACACUGAGCAUUUCCGAUAUUCUUUCUCUUUUGUAAUAUGGUGCUAUUGAAUGUAUUUUUUUUAAUUAUUUUUUUUUAAAUUCCUUCAAGCCAUUUUUAAAAGAAUUUGACUUGCUGGCCUGUUUUAAACCUCAAUCCAAAUAAAUAUACAUAACUGUAAACCCUUUGAAUACCUCCUUUAAGUACUGCCCUUAUAGCCAUGUAAAUGGUUUGAGUGAGGCUGAAUGGUGGUUGUCCUUCUGUUAUCUUGAGUUUCUUUCAUGUUUUCAUUUCUUUAAGUUUUUGUUGUUAUUUAUGUCUGAUGUUUUUCGUAUUGUGAUACGAUUUGAAUUAUUUUGCUUGUACGCUGUCCAGAGCCACUUUUGGUGAGAUGGGUGGCUAUAUAAAUUUGCUAAAUAAAUAUAAUAUAAAUAUAAAAUUGCUAAAAAAAUAAAAUUGCUAGGAAUAUCUUACAUGAUUAUUUUAGAAAUUUUAGUACGCAGAUAAAAUCAGAACAUAGUGUCUGGCUAUCAGACUGUUUAGUCCUGAUGAAAGAGGUGGGGAUAGAAGAAAAUACUAAUCCAUAUAGCUGCCUACACUGAAUAUAAUUCACCCCUAUCCAAUCAGUACACUGGUCUUCUGGUAUUAUUAUUAUGGACAGCAAAAUGUAACCCUACUAAACAGAUUCUGUGUAUGAUAUCAAAGCUGUAUUUAUUUUAUUUCAUGUUUUGUUGAAUGUUAUUAAUUUCACUCUGGGCUUUUGUAAGUUGAGAAUUAGUAAUUUAGACCCCAAAAAAGUUUUAGUUUCUUUUAAUGAAACUAUUGGCAAAUGAACAUUGGGUAUCACCCAUGAAAUUAAUGCUGCUGUUUGAAAUUAAUACUGUUCCAUGCAAAAUUUAAUGGAAAGCAAAUUAUUGUAAAUAUUUUUUGGAUAGCUCAGCAGACUAAUGCAUCGUAAUCUAACUCCAGCUGUCUGCAAUUAGUAAGUUGGAAUCUUGCCAGGCUCAAGGUUGACUCAGCCUUCCAUCCUUUCUAAGGUAGGUAAAUUGAGGACCCAGUUGUGGGGGCAAUAAACUGACUUUGUAAAAAUAUACAAAAGUAUGAAGGCUAUUGCUUAACGCAUUGUAAGCCGCCCUGAGUCUCCGGAGAAGGGCGGCAUAUAAAUCAAAUAAAAAAAAAAAUUACUGCCUGUGUACUCUAUUUUUCUCUCAUUUCAGUUAAUGUUUGCUGUAUUUGCACUUUUGUAGCAUAAACUGGGAUUAUGGGGACCCAGAUUGUUGGGAGCAAUAUGCUGACUCUGUAAACUGCUUAGAGAGGGCUGUAAAGCACUGUGAAGCGGUAUAUAAAUCUAAGUGCUAUUGCUGUUAGUAUGUGUUCAGUACUAAUACUGUUUUUAAUUUUGUGUGUGUAUGUAUGUAUGCCUAUUUAUAUUGCCUUAAUAUAAAUAGAAAUUUUCUUCUUCUAAAACCUAUAAUACUUUUUAAAACUAUUGCAUGAAAUAUGCCCAAAUGGGCAAUAAUGCUUUGUUGGGGUAGAAGUCAUUUAUGUUUUUGAUUCCAAACGUGUAUAUAAGUUCUUUUCAUAAAUAUAGAUAGUGCUCUUCUGUAUUUUAAAGAAAUGUAUAAUACUUAUUUGGAUUUUUUGAACUGUAAUUCUUAAUCAGAACAUGGAAAAUGAGGAUAAACAGCAGGACUUGUAAAAAUAUACAAAUAAAAAGGGGCACAACGAUAACCGAUUUCAAUUCUGUAUCAGUGAAAAAGGUCAUUGCAUUUACAAAUUCCUCAUAAUAAAAUACAAUUUUUUACUACGAAUUUCUAUGUUUGAGUUUGAUCCAUGCCAGAUGAGACCAAACUGAAAUGUAGUAUUCUGUUAUUUAACCUGUACAAGUUGGGGGCACCCACCAAAAUUUGCACUUUCCAGAGAAAAAUCCAUCUUUUGACUUUUAUUAUAGCUUUGACCUGAUUUUUCUCAACCACUUUACUCUGUGAGUAAAUUUGGCUCUGGUGCAUCAUGUGUUUUGUGCCCAUUGCAUGUAUGCUGCUUUCUCAGUAUAAGUAGCCCUUAGAACUGUGUUUUUCUGUAAAAUUAUUGAACUACACAUCUGGCAUUUCCAUGGCUUUAUUGUGCUGAUUAGAUUUACAACUGCCAUUUUAUUUACUUGUCACAAGGUUUAUUGAUUUAUUUAUUGGCAAUGCCUUAUAUUGUUCAGCAAUUAAGACUACUGAAAUUUGGAUGUGACUCCAUUCUUCCACCAACUAAAUCAUGCAUGUUGUAUAAUUUAAGAUUUUUCUCUCUGCUUUUUGGUGGAGUUCCUGAUGGCCUUGAUACAUCUAUGAUAUCAGGAGAGGUACAGGAUUUGAUUAUUGUGAGAAAUUGGAAGAUCAAAAACCUAUAAAAAUCUUAACUAGAAUAUUACAAAGACUCCUGCAAAUGUAAUGACUUUUAUGAAUGUUUAGUAUGUUUCAUUACCAGAUUAUGGCUUUAGAAUAUAACAUUCAUGAAUUGUAUAUUUAUGAUGAAGCAUCAUCUUUGGAAUGUAUGAAGUUUAUGUUAUGACUUCCUCUGAAGUCACUUUUUACCUUCCAUCAGGACAGCACAAAAACCCUUUGAAACUGAAAUUUGUUUGGAAGUUUGAAAUUUUAAUUCUGACAAUAAUUUCUAUGGGUUUUCAAGUACCAACCAAUUGUUCUUGUGUUUGUGCACUUUAUUUGUUGAAAAUGACAUAAAAAUGCAAUAUAUAACACUAAUGUUAUAAAAGUUUUAUAUAAAUAAAAUGUUUUAUGUGCACAACUAGUUUUGCUAUCUAUUAAACAAAUUAUUUUUA